Messenger RNA from Andrographis paniculata, 576 nucleotides. Its product is annotated as secreted RxLR effector protein 161-like. Bases 1 to 576 code for a protein of 191 amino acids. The transcript is spliced from 2 exons. NCBI's taxonomy places the organism in Eukaryota, Viridiplantae, Streptophyta, Magnoliopsida, Lamiales, Acanthaceae. The record is from RefSeq and is a predicted model, not a curated record.
AUGACAACCAAAAUCAACAAAGCCGAGAGCCUUCUUCUCAACCUUUUGAAGAUGUGCGCGAAAGAGGUCCAUAUUGUGAGUCAGUUUAUAGCCGCUCCAAGGACCUCUCACCACUCUGCCGCCAUACAUAUUCCUCGUUAUGUGAAAGGUACUCUCCUGCAUGGUCUACACUUUUACUCUCACUCGUCUUUGACUCUCAGCGGUUACUCUUAUGGUGAUUGGGCUAGUGAUCCUACUGGUCGUCAUUCGGCCACUAGUUUCUACUUCUUUUUGGGUGAUUCUCUUAUCUCUUGGCGCAGCAAGAAGCAGACUUUAGUUUCUCGAUCGAGUGUCGAGUCCAAGUAUCGUACCCUUACUGACUCUACAACAGAACUUAUAUGGCUUCGUCGAUUACUCAUUGAUAUUGGCGUUCCUCAGUCAUCUUCUAUGGAUCUUCACUGCAACAGUAAGAGUGCUAUGAAGAUGACCCACAAUGAUACCUUUCACGAGCGUACCAAGCAUAUUGAGCUUGACUUUCACUUCAUUCGACAACAUGUCGUCGGUGGUGCUGUCAAUCUCGUUUCGGUUCCUCCGUAA